This is a messenger RNA of Caenorhabditis auriculariae, 6857 nucleotides long. The record is from the annotation of a GenBank genome assembly. NCBI's taxonomy places the organism in Eukaryota, Metazoa, Nematoda, Chromadorea, Rhabditida, Rhabditidae.
AUGAGAAAAAAUAUAAGAAACUGCGUCCGAUUCCAAGAGGAAAGAGAGCUCAUAUCGAAAGCCACCGUGAGUUUUAUUCACGUCUGUAAACUGAGAUCCCCUUUCGGGACUUUUCAGUCCUCGGAAUGGAAAUCCGACAGCUAUAUCAACGGCGUCCUGCAUCAGAAAGACAUACGGGAACACACUGGCUGCGUGAAUUCGGUCGAGUUGAACAAGUCCGAAGAUUUCCUCGCCAGCGGUCGGUCGACGUCCCUUUUCUUGUUCUUUACUUUGAAAUCUGCCUCUCACGUUACAUAUGGCCCUAUUUAUGAGAACUUUUGGUAUUCGUAGAGCUUAUUAACCAAAAUUACUUCAUUUCGUGAUUUUUGGAAUUACUUUUGAUUGCAAUUUCGACGGAGUUCAAGUACAUAGGCGAAUCGAGAAAGGGUAUCGCGAGACCAUCUGAGGUAUAUCGCAGGCUCUGAAGUCUCACUAUGGUAUCUCGAGAUACCUCUGAGGAUUUUGAGCAAAAUGAGAGGGUGUUGAGAGAGACUCUCAAGUACCUCCGAGAUGGCUCAGAUAUAGCUAAAAGGUAUGCCGGAGGUCUCACGAUAGACACCUUAUGGGGCCUUCACGAUCCAUUUUGAGAGGUACCUUUGUGGACACAUUAUUAUAUCUUCUCGAUUUGUCUAUGUUUCGAGUAAUUGAACAGAUACUCAAAUAGGUAGCGAGAAGUUUUCAAAAAACAACUUUCAGUUAUAGCCCAUUCCGCGCCAGCUUGUCACGCUUUUCUUUCCGCCAAAAGGCCAGGUCAAAUUUAACCAACUUCGCUUCAAUACCGUUGUUUCUUGCCGUUAUAGAAAUUUGAUCUAAAUUGGUAUACGGUCUUUUUUGUGAAAAGAAAAAAGUGACAAGCUGGCGCGGAAUAGGCUAUAUUAAUUGAUUGAGUAAAGCCAGAUGAUCUGAAAAAUGGUGUGACUUUUUUUUUAUAAAAAUUGCUAUUCAAAAAAAUCUUAAUUUUUUUCGAUUUGAGGGCUUUCGAAGUAUUUGGGUUUUCAUUUUCUGAUGUAAAGUCAAUGGAAAUGUAACGAAUUCUGAUUUUGAGUUAGUGAAGUUUUUUUUAAAUGCAGGUUCAAAAAAAUUAUAUUCUUGCUAUUUUUUUCUUCAGAAAUUUUUUUCGAAAGAGUGAGUGAAAUGAACUUAAUUUAUUUUAUGGAAUAUUAUUGAAUGAGGGUACAAUUUUCCAGGAGGAGAUGAUCAAAGAGUGAUCAUUUGGAAAAUGACGGACCUUCUCGGGGCCAAAAAACCGAAGCCUCUGUCCAUCAUGUCCGCCAAACAUCGCUCCAACAUCUUCGCUCAUGCCUUCUCCUUGGAGUUGACCAGUCCCACCAGUUUAUCGAUUUACGGGACUUUUCAGUGACAAAACUCUGUACUCGGGGGGCAACGACGGCGCCGUCUUGAAGCACGACAUCGAAACGGGCAAAUUGUGUCAUAAAUACCUCGACUAUUAUGCUGUCUACAACAUCGACGCCAACGUUCCUUUUUCUUUCUUUCUUCUAUCUUAUUUGAGGAUUUUAAUUGAAAAGAGACAUCCAUGAUGUUUAGCCUUUGAACGAAAACAUUCAUGAGAACUUUAGAGAGGAAUCGGGUCUCGGUGAUAAAAAAAAACCGAGCGUAAACUUCGAAAUGGAUCAUUAUAUUAUAAUAAUAUGUGGGUAGUUAUACCUCAUACAUAUUUCAGCUGGAAAGCUCAAAAUUUUACAAUCAAAGAUUUAUUUCUGAAUUGGCUCUUGUACGAUAUAACUAGUCUUUAGUCACCAGGGCUCAAAAUGGUAUUGUUUUCCAUUUUUUAUAAUUUUAUGUUUGUAAAUGAAGGAAAACUUCUUUUUGUUUUAAUCUACUCAAAAGCACCCAUUUUUGAGGCAAGAAAAAAAAAGAGUGGUUCAAGAAUUAUUUUCAGCCGAUCGACCUUCAUUCUUUCGGCGCUGCUUGUGCAAUAGAUGUGAUUUUGCUGGACAGUCGAGCUCCCGAGACAACCAACGUCAGCCAUGGUGAGUAUUCCCUUUUUUCCCUUUAGCCCGAAAGACUUCGCUUUUUUUGGUCACUUCAAAUGUUCCUUCAAAGCCACGGUUUUUGAACUAAAUUUCUCAACUUUUCUUUCACAACAAUUUUUUUGCUCGAAUAAGCUACUCGCCAUAAGUGGCAACAGCCUGACUUGUCUGCGUCUUUUUUCCCUCGGCAACGAAGUCAUAGAAACAUGAGAAUAGCACGAAAAUUUGAGGAAUCCGCCUAACAAGAAAAGAGCGUUGAGAAAUCAGGCUUUUUCAAGUUUCAACCAAAACGACAAGAUGGUAUGACAUUUUUUUUUAAUAGACAAUGAGCAUUCAAGCGUUAGGAAUUUUGAAGAAAUUUUUUUCAAGAUUCAAUAGUUUCAAUGAGAACUUUCUUUAAAGAGAAGUGGUUCGAGAAAGAAAUUUUUCUUGUUUUUAUUUUUUUUUUUCUCGGGGUUCACAGUUAAAUAAUCAAAAAUUUUAAGUACACGUGUAUGAAUCUUGAAAGUUAGUUAUGAGAUUGGUCAGAGUAGCCGUCUAGGGAUAGUGACGAAUAAUUGAUUGUCGGCAAUUUGUCCAUAGGGAUUUUAAAAUUUUUGGAGGGACCACGGCUUCGAAUCAGGAACAUAUAAUGUUCAGAUCCGUCGACGUCUUUCUACGCGGCCUCUUUCAAUCCGACGCACGCUCCGCUUCUCCUCGUGGCUGCAAGCGUGAAAGGCGUCCUCGUUUACGAUUUGCGCAACACGACCAAGUCAGCCAAAGAUCUGGAAAUCGAGACAAAUCUGCUUGAUUUGAGGCCUCUCAUCGAUUCGAAAAAGCUGUCCUCGGCUGGCGACGAAACGACGAAAUCGAACGUCGUCUUCGCUCGUUGGAACUCAACCGGAAGCGGAUUUGCCGUUCUCCAGUCCGGCUCAUAUCCUUACUACUACGAUGUGUGUAUUGAUUUCCUGGGUCUGUAUGUCGCCAGCAAAUGGCAGAAAAUAUGUUCAUUUCUCUUUUUUUUUUUCAAAUUUUCAAGCUACACAUGAUUUCAUUGAAAGAUUGAGUUUUCGACCUACUUAAACAAACAUAAUGUGGAAAUCUUUCGGCUCAUGGCUUUACAUGAUAAAAUGACUUCUCAGUCAUGGAGAACUAGAUUCAUUCAAUCUUAUUAUCAAAAAAAUCCUUUAGAAUUUUUCCACUUUUUUUCGGAUGAAUGGAGGUAAAUUCCACAGAAGAAAUACGCAGUGCUAUAAUUUUUAAAUGUGCGCCAAAAUGUAAAAAUUGUAAACACCCGCCUUUCAAGUGGAGAAGAAUAAAUAACAUUAGGAUAUAUGUCCUGUUGGAAAUAAGGAUCAAGUUUAUCGAUCUGUAUUUGUUUCGAGAAGAAGGAUUUGAGGAGGAUAUUUGCCAUUCACACGGGCAUUGGGGACAGGUCAUAGGUGCAGAGGGAAUUACAAGUACUUUUGAAUUGAUCAAUUAUAAUUAACCUUCAUAGUGAGAUAAGCUACCCAUAAGCUUAUUUCAAACGGGCCAACCGGAUAAUAUUUUUUUACUUUCUACUCUCUCAAAAAAGAUUGUCAGGUUUCACAGCCUGUCAGUUUCAAUUUUUAACUUCGACUCUUUUUCAGCUCGUCAAUAAUACUGUUGUCAAUUUCUGCGAUAAGCUUUACAACAACGAGCAGACGUUAAAAUCCAUCGAUUUCAUCAACGACGACACCAUCGCGACGGGAAGCGACAGUUUCAAGAUUUUCAUCUGGAAGAUCCCGAAUGUCGAGAAUGACGGUGCUUUUUCUGGAGGGAAGAUGUUGGAAAAGGAGUGUUUGCAGAGCGAGAGAAGAAUGUGAAGUCGAGAUCGGUGGAAUCGGCGACUCGAAUUCUCUACGGCCAUCGUUCCGUCGUCAACCACAUCAGAUACAGCUCCAUCAACGAGACUUUAAUUUCCUCCGGCGUAGAGAAGAUGAUCAAGGUCUAGCUUUAGAUGUGCAUGGUAGAAAGUCUGACGAGACUUCAUUAAAUGAGCUUCGUCGGAUAUACUUUCGAUUGGUCAUGCUUUUUCCACGGAUCUCUGAGGCAAUUUCCAAUCUCAGGCUUAGAAUAAUUGUGAUGAACUGCCAUUUUUUUUUCCGAAAAUCAUAUUCUCAUCCGCGGUUAUUACCUGGUGAAACUUGAGAUUGAGUUCUACAAAAAUAGGGUAAAAUUUUUUUCGAUAACAUCAUAAUAAUAAUAAUUGAAACUUAAAUUUGCAAUGGUUAAAAAAGUAUCAAGGUUGAUCAAGGCGAGUGAGAAUUUUUCAGUUUCGCGUAAAAUAAAAAUUAUAUUUUUCCUGUUGAGAGCCGGAGAGCUGCUUGGAAAAUCCGUUUUUCGUUUUCAGUGCUGGUCCAAGUACUCGAUCCCUGGAUCUUAUGAAAAACCCUACACUCGCGAGCCUGAACUCCGUCGCCGCGCCCGGAUUUCGCGCAGAGAAGAGGAGCCUCGCGAAGGAGACGACGACGGCACGGCGACGUUCGACGACGUCUUCGGCGGCAGCCACGAGACUUCUGAAGACGUCAACAUGCUCCGCUACUUCGACUCCUUGGUCCUCCGUUCUGGGGGUGGGUCUGCUCUCUUUUUACUUAUUUUCAUUGUUUUUAGCUUGAGCUUCAAACUGAUCAAGAUAAUUUGAGUUGAACCUUAUGGAGAGAAGGAUUUUUAUGAUUUUCGCCUUGACAGUAAGGGUAAUCGCAGUAGCCUUUGGUUGACCGAAUGAGUAGACUUAAAAAUAAAAACUAAAAAUCAACGACACAGUGCAUUUCUCUAUCACAGAGGUUUUUUUGCAGAAAUCUUAUUCCUGAUCGUCCUGUCAAGAUUUCCGAAAUUGAGGUAGAGCCCCUAAUUAGCUCACAAUCGAUAGAUGAGGCACACGUCUGAAUCACUUCUUUCGAAAUUAUUCAGCCAAAAAUUCUUUGAUUCCCUGAGUUGAAUUUCUUGUUCAAGUAAAAGAAAAUCGUUUUUGUGUAAAAACUUGAUUGAAAUUGCCGUCGCUAUUAAAGAUUCGAGUCUGGAAGGGAGGGCGAGGCUAUUGGAGGACAUCUUUGACCCUCGUAUUGUCAAUCGAGGUUAUUACCUCUAUUCACAGCUAUCAGGCUUUGCGAAAGUUGCUCGCGGUUCCAAUCGCCGACUUCAAAAGACCCCUAACUUCGCUUUAAACUCAUAAUAAUAGUUUAUUCACUGCCUUAAAAAAACAUUAGGUAGUAUAGAAAAAGUAUAAGUGAUCAACAUAUGAGAGGCAGAAGAAUAACAAUACGCGGGAAUGAGUCAACCCCAACGAGUUGACAGGUACCCGGAAGUAAGAAAUUUUUCACAGUAGACGAGAAGAGAUAUUUUCAUAAAAUGCUGGAAUCGGAGGAUUAUUCAAUUUGUUCCGAAGGGUUUCUGGGGUGACGUUAAAAUCUAAAUAUGAAGUUAAUUUAUUCCAAAGAGGAAUAGUUCUAGAAAAGUAGUCAUUAGAAAACUGACCAGUUGUCCGUAGUCGAAGUGGAUUUCUCUGUAACAGGGAUUGAGUGAAAUACUUAUUGCGAUCGAGACAGUGAUCAGAGCCACAAACAUUUUUAUGUAGGGUGAUUAUAUCACAAAUUUUACGGCGAAUGAAUGACGCUUUUAUAUCAAACUGAUUGAGGCGAUCGGAAUAAGAAGAGAAGCUCAUCAUUCUAAAAAAAAAAACAAAUAUAUAUCUUGAAAGAAAUACGAACGAAGACCUUUCCUUUUCUAAGUGAGAGUACCAGAAACCGUAAGAUCUUUUUGGGCAAAAAGAUAACUCGAGAUAUUUUCAGAAAUUUCCUUGAGAGAAAACUUGACUGAUUAUAUCAAUGAUGAGGAGGAGGAGGAGGAAGACGAUGACUACUUCGACAACGAGUUUGACGUCGACGAGGUGGACGAAGACGAAGACGACCUCGAAGAAAAUGAAGCCGACGAUGAGUUCGAAGACUCUGACGGCGAAACCAGGGGUUCUGAUAUUCUGGACGGUGCUCUCGACGAGGACAUCGCGGACCUUAUUAGCGCUCUCCCCGGUGGCUCUGCUGAAGUUCGUAUUUUUUUUUUAAAUAAAGAGAUCAACUUUACUGAAUUGCAUUCUGGUGUGAACUGGUUCGAUUCUGUUUUUUUUUUCAAAUUUUACGGUCGUCUCCCACGAGAGACUUUUGAAUUCUUCGCACCUCCUUCUUCUUCUUUUUAUUUGGCUUAGAAGAGGCUUUUUCAUAUUUCCGCAUAAAAUUUCUGAAAGAAAAAGCUUUCAAACUGCCUUAGUUUUAGAGAAUUUUAUCAGAAGUUUAAUUGCGGAAAGAUUUUGAGAAUCAUUAGAUCAACUCUUUGAAGGGGCUUUUUUGGUUCGAGAUUUUUGUCAGUUUUUCGAGUCCGUUACAUGAUCAGAAGCUUUUCUUUUAAUGAUUUGAAGGUUUCCGGAUAAAUUUCCUAACGCAUUGUCUUUGACAUUUUCAAAAAUUUUCCAAAAGCAACGGAUACAACAAAAAAAAAAUUACUCAAACACUCAAAUAAUGAGGGAGCCUAAGAAUUUUGGCGAGCUUAAAAUGACCGCUUCGCAGUCGUCAUUCAUGGCGAAGGAAGUAAGAGUAAAGAAGUUUUGGCAAAAGUAGUGGCCAGCCUGAUUUCUGAGGUAUUGAAAAAAUUUGGCGAUCAAUGGAAUACAGUUCCGAGAUCCUUGAAAAGACUCUUCCAAUCCCAAUCAUUGAAUCGAACUAUAACGAAACUUUAAAAAAUUUCCAGAAUGAGAGGAAUCUUCCGAACGACGAAUACGAAUCUGGAGACGACGACUGCGUGCAGCCUAUCCGGUCGUGGCCGCCGGAGAACUAA